Drosophila pseudoobscura is the source of this 710-nucleotide messenger RNA. RefSeq lists its product as uncharacterized. NCBI's taxonomy places the organism in Eukaryota, Metazoa, Arthropoda, Insecta, Diptera, Drosophilidae. The record is from RefSeq and is a predicted model, not a curated record. Bases 60 to 569 code for a protein of 169 amino acids. The transcript has 2 exons.
UUCGAAUGCUAUAGGGCCGACCAGAGGCCAUAUAUCACACCCUGCAGACGAAGCUAAGAAUGGAGCCGUCCGUGAAAUCGAGCAGCAUCGAAAGCCUAGUGCGCCUGGCGCUGUCGGUGCAAAAUUAUCGCGCUACUGUUGACGCGAUAGGACUGUCCGCCUAUCUGAACGACCCUAUGUUACUUCGCGACCUUGUGGAGAAACUCCCAUUCGACUUGAAACUGGAUUGGGCCAGACAAAGCGCUGGACUUCCGAGGGUAAAUAUCGCUGUUUUCGACGAUUGGCUAUUCCGAGUCGCAUCGUGCGCAAGCACCGUGAUGCCAGUAGCACCCGAGAAAGAAGUCUGCACGAAGGAGAAGAACCCAAGAAUCCGGCUUAUGGUGCACAAUGAUAGCAGCGCACAACCGCCUUGCCGUAGGUGCAAUGGGGCCCACAAAUUGGAGGACUGUAAGCAGUUCCUGGAGCUAGAAGAGCCAGGUAGAUGGAACUUCGUCAGAGAAAAUAAGCUAUGCUGGAGGUGCCUUGGCAAACACUUUAUAAGGCACUUAACCAGCAAAGCUCUAGGGUAGAGAAUAGGCCGAAGGAAAGCACUACGGUACUGCACACGAUGCAGAACGAAGCUGCGUUGUUUAGAUACGUCCCCUUAACAUUGUAUGGACCGAACGGCCAAAUGCAAGUGUUCGCACUGAUAGACGAAGGAUCCGCCUGUA